AGCGCAACGCAGGGCCCAGAACCAUUCUCCAAUUGCCUGGCCAAGUCGAGAUAAAAUAAAUAAUUGCUGAUUAUAUCCUCGUAUUGAAGAUUUUUAAUAUUGACUCUUAUUCCGUUCGAAAGGGAAUUUAAUUGCCUAUUGAUUGACCAAAGAAACUUACGAAAGAUGUUAUUGCUAUUUUAAAAAUGAUGAGUGCCUAUUUGAUACUGGUCGGCUGGUGGAUAAACGCAACUGUUUCACAAGGGGUAAUCCAAAAGACGUGGCUCAUGACAGGAAACGAUUCCUACCGGAAAUACCAGUGCUCCACGACACCUGUCGGAAUGUUUUCGCCAAUAUUUUGUUCUCAUUUGUGCUGCUUGCAAAACAGAUGCAUCGGGAUGUUUUUUAAUGAGUUAUCCUCAGAAUGCUUAAUCAUCAACGCUACAGAAAAGUCGGAACCCUGUAGUGAUUUAAAUUGGGCUAACUGGACGCCGUACAGAAAGAACAAAGGCUCUAUCGACACAUGCAGUGACUACCUCAUGUUCUCAGGAAACUAUGCUUAUAGGAAAAUGAACUGGGAUGGAUCUACUAAUGGACCUACGGCAGAUCUUUAUUACACGCCGACCACCAGUGAUGAAGUUGGGGGAUAUACUUUCGUUAGCGGUCAUACAGACGACUACAUAUAUGUGAUAUUUGAUGAUACAAUGAGCGUGCGAGGGGUCGCUACUCAAGGUAGAUGGAGAAAUGAAUCGUUUGAAUCCUGCUGUGAUGAAAGGGUGACGGCAUAUAGAAUACAUUAUAGUGUGGACUGUAUGGCGGACUGGACAUUCGUGUGGAUAGACAACUAUAGGAUCUUUGAAGCGAAUGUAAUACCUGAUGCUGGAAACGAAGUUGUCGAGAAUAUGUUUGAUGCGCCUGUGACCGGAAAAUGCUUCGCGAUGUACCCAGUAGAUUUUCACGUUAGAAACGUUAUCCGUUGGGAUCUUAUCGGAUGUGGUAUAGUUAUCUCCCCUUGACACCUUGCAAUAUCAGACUAUGAUAAUGUCGUCAAGAGAUCUCUUUCCAAUACAACUUAAAACAAGAAAUUUUUACAUGAUUUGGAAUAAAGAGAACAUAACAUUAUAAAUAAAAAAUGGGACUGCUAACCUACUGAUCAAAUGACUGAAACCAAGUCAAGAAAGAAUAUUUAUUGUUUUUGUCAUCUCACAGAAAUUAGCACCAAACAAAAUGUUGUAAGAAGACUAAAUAAAUACCAUAUAUUGAUAUAUUUACAAGUACUGAGGAUAUGUUAAUGUUAUUUCUAUUGUAUUUUCUGCUUCAUUCUUUAGGCUUAAAAAAUGUUCGUUUCCGGUAUCCCGAGCGACCCUAAAUUUUUUGCCCGACCCUAAAUGUUUUAAUGGCCUUGGAGAUUUUUUAUUUUAAACUUUUUGACAAAAAGUUGCAGAACUGCACUUUUUAUGCUUUAAACAUGCUCAGCGAUGUUAGAAAUCAACUUACUGAUGCUCUUAAGGCUUAACUCCCUUGUUUGUACUCAUUUUUUGACACAAAAAUAAUUUCUGAAAAGUCUCCCUUAAUAAGGAAAAAUUAAAAAGAAAAUUCGACCUACCUACCCUAUUUUUUUGAGCAUGUUACCGGAAACAAAGAAUUUUUUAGACCUUAAUAACAAACAAGCAUUCUGUGCAGUGCAACACACCACAAAUAAUGCAAUGAUUUUAGAACGUAAUGAAUAGUGUAUUCUUAGUAUGUUCUUAGAAUUUAAUUCCUCGAUAAUUGUCUCAAUACAGAAAGUAUAGAAAAUAUGGUACGGAAUUUUAUGUUUCCACAAUGUAACCUAUUAAACGCAGAUCAGCUCGAUGCAUUGUAGCGCUAAUGUGCUCGUAUGUAGGGAGACACGAAUGUUAAUGUCAGAAAAUAUAUUAACAGGCAAUGUAUUGUGUAAAAUAAAUACACCUAAAUUAAACACAAAUCGGACUACUUUUUUGAAAACUAACGAUUUUGACUAGUAUGAAUAAUAUGUACAAUGUAAAUGGUUGGGAAUUUCUUAUAAUAUUUAUAGCUGUUGUCUGUAAUUGUGUUGCUUGUAUAUAUAUUACGCAUAUGACUGAUGGUUUAUGGGACGGAGGCCUGAAUUAUAUUAAAGAUCUAGAGGAGACGAAAAAGACGAUGAAAAACCUUUAAGAAUUAGUGUAUAGAAAACCGUGUUUUAACGUAAUAAACACACGGAAAGAGGUUAGACGUCCGAGGAAUGAUUUCAAGAGGGCUUAGUCCGAGUGAAUUUUGAGUGUAUUAAUUUAGGUAAAACACGAUUUUGCUGUACAUUAUUUCGAUCCUAAUAUGCAAUUAAUCUAAAACAAUAGAUAAAAUAUAGAAGCGCUAGCGCUCUUUCUCAGUCGUAACAAAAACAUUGACGUCAUCGCACGUUAACGUGACGUCAUUUUAGCGUAAGCGUGUUUAAACAGAAACAAAUAUAUUAGAAUGUAUUGUUGAAGACACCUUCAGAUAAAAAAUGGUUUGUUCAGCAAAGCUGUUUCAAUAGACAUUUUAGAAAAAAAGGUCAGAUAAUGAAAACUGACUUUUUUCCGAUCAUACAAUUGUGUGUCUAAGGUGGCAACGUUCCGCUGCUAAAUAUUAACCUUAUAAGGGAAAAGUUGUAAGAAGACUGCUUUAUAACCGUGAAGUGUUUUUAAAGCUGUAAGUAUAGCCAUGUAUAAUGGUUUUGAAACACGCAUGUAUUUUAGAUGUAAACAUGUAAAUGGAACUCAUCUCUGACUUGAUGUGAUAACCUUAAGGUAUAUAAAAGACAUUUAUCUGUCAGUUAUAUUGUAGUGUCGUAAAAGAAUAUUUUUUAAUCUAAUACAGGAUUCAACCAAAUUAUAUUUAGUAAGAUUAACACUAUUUGAAAAAAUGUAUCUUUGUAUACUAUAUGAUAUAGUUUUAUAGAUGUGUAUCGACCUAUACCAGGCAUUUUUAAUUUAACAAUUCAGUGAUCAUUUACUGUAUAUUAAUUUGUAUUUUAUUUAUGCUAUAAUGUGUUGAAUGUGUACAUUGAUUAGACUUAUGUAAAUUAUAUUAUAUGAUAAACUGAAGACAGUUAGUAUAACCAGUUUCACCUGUUACAUAAAUCAUCUUAAAAGUUUAUUAUACGUUAGAGACUUAAUCUCCCUAUUAAAAAAAAAAGAGAGAUAACAAUUUGUUCAAUCUGUUGUUGAUACCGUUUGUCAAUCCUAAUCCAGUUUAUGUUAUAUCAGUGCAAUGGGAAAGUAACCUAUCUAUGUUGCCUGCUGUACAGGAUAACAUAGUCAUGCAUGUAACAACUCUGGAACUGUUUUGUUUGAUUUUCUUACAUUUCUAGAUAUUUUCCCAUAUGUUGCCGAAUAUGUAUGGAUAGCACAGUUAUCCUCUUUCUUACAAUAGAUUUCUCGGC
This is a messenger RNA of Mercenaria mercenaria, 3403 nucleotides long. RefSeq lists its product as uncharacterized. The record is from RefSeq and is a predicted model, not a curated record. The transcript is spliced from 6 exons. NCBI's taxonomy places the organism in Eukaryota, Metazoa, Mollusca, Bivalvia, Venerida, Veneridae. The coding region runs from base 186 to 995 and encodes 269 amino acids.